This is a messenger RNA of Rhineura floridana, 4506 nucleotides long. It is a transcript of the gene LRRC14, whose product is annotated as leucine rich repeat containing 14. Gene Ontology annotation, cellular component: cytoplasm. NCBI's taxonomy places the organism in Eukaryota, Metazoa, Chordata, Lepidosauria, Squamata, Rhineuridae. The transcript has 4 exons. The coding region runs from base 216 to 1748 and encodes 510 amino acids. The record is from RefSeq and is a predicted model, not a curated record. Gene Ontology annotation, molecular function: protein binding.
UCCGAGUGACGUUCGCGCGUGCGCACAACGUUGAGCUACGGAGGCUGUUAGGGGGACGGUGGUGUUUUGUGCGGCAGUACGCGCGAGUUGGGCUUAGCGGGGCGUCGGGAUGGCCUGAGGACGAGGGAUCGCGGAGCAGGCUGCCCGGGAGAGCGAGCCGCCGGGCCGGUUGUGUGGCCCUGUUCUUCUGGAUCGCUGUCUGCCUGGUUGCUGCCAUGAACUCCCUGGUCUUCCUCUGUGCUCAGAAGGUCGUCUCUGACCUUACUAUCCUGCAGGAUGCCCUGACCUUCCUCCCAAAGGAACUCUACCCUGUCUUGUUCAAGGCGGCCUUCAUGGACAAGAGGAACCUGUCCUUGCAACAGUUAGUGCAGACCUGGCCCUUUCCAGUCCUCAGUUUUCAGAAGCUCUUGCGAAAAUGUCAGCAUUGCGAACGUGCCCUGAUCCGGGAGAAACCCAACAAGUUUUGCAUCCAGAUGGUUAUUUCGGGAGUGGUGACAUACCUGAUUAAAAUGCUGGAGGAUCGACACCGCAAUAAGAGCAGCAAAGGGCAGUGUCUGCAAGUGCUAGACAUGACCGGCCUCCAGGAUGAAGGGCAGGGUCCUGAAAGUAUGAGCCUCUGGUCCAGGACGGUCACAUUGGCGAAGGCUUGCCUGGAUAUCUCCAAGCAGCAGAGCAAGAGCAUGAAACGGGCAUCCAAGAGGAGGAAAGGCCCCUACAACAACUCCGUGGCCCUUUCACCCUCGCAGCCUGUGUCCGUGGAUGUUUGGGUGGAUCUUUUUGUGAACAGCACCUCCUACGGAGUCUUGAAGGAUGCUUUGCAGAUCAACAGCAGCAAUGCUCUGCGGCUGAGGUGCCGGGACUUCCGGGCAGAGGAGCUCUCCAUCGCCAGUACCGUGGGGCUCCUGGAGUUUCUGGACCCGGUGGGGGUCCGGCAGGUGGAUCUGAGGUUCAACAACCUCGGUCUCUCUGGCUUGAGGGUGGUCCUCCCACACCUGGCCAAGUUCACCACUCUGGCGAGCCUGAAACUGCCCUAUAGCAACAUUGAUGUGAGACGCCUCACGGUGGGCAUGGAGGGGAGCCUGCAGUACUUUGCUACCCAGCUCAGUCGUCUGACCUGCCUCAAAGAGCUGAACCUGGGCUCCUCCCGGCUUUCCGGCAAGCUGAGACUGUUACUAAGCGAAUUGCAAAGCCCUUUAGAGAGCCUGGAGCUAGCCUUCUGUUACCUUUUGCCCAACGACCUGGCCUACCUUUCCCAAAGCCUCCACACCCCUGCCCUGAAGAAGUUGGACCUGAGUGGGAACAACCUCUCUGACUGCCUUCUCCAGCCUUUCCAAGGCCUGCUGAUGGAGGCUGCCCCUACUCUGCUCCACCUGGACAUCAUGGAGUGCCGCCUGAUGGACACCCACCUGAGCGUCCUCCUCCCUGCCCUCUGCCACUGUUCCCAGCUGCGCUACCUGGGCGUGUUUGGCAACCCCAUCUCGGCCAAAGGGCUGAAGAACCUCCUCCACAAGACGGUGGCUCUCUUGGACUUGCAGCUUGUCAUCUACCCCUACCCAGUGGACUGCUAUGGGGAGGACUUGCCGUGGCCCCCCACCUCCUCCAACCUUCUCAAUGGCUCUGUGGAUGAGGAGAAGUUCUCUCGGGUCAGCAACGAACUCCAGCAGAUGCUGCUGAGUGCAAACCGGGCAGAUGUCACCUGGACCACCAACCUCUGCCGCCACAAUAGCCUGGACUUUUUUAGUUUAUAGCUCUGUUGGCGUCUCUUGCCAACAGAGAGUGGAUGGGCCCUCCCCUCUCUCCUGCCGCCACUAUACUGUAGUGGGCCUGUCCUGGCCGCCAUGUCUGUCCUGGUACUUCUAAAACAAAAAAGAUGCACCUGGGAUACCCAAGUACAGCAGCUGUUGGAGGAGCUGCCUAUGCUCUACUUCUGGCACACAGAGAGUCCAGAGCCACCAAAGCCCAGCUCUGCUUUUUCUCCUUGCUUAGGAGUGGGAUGAAGUUCCCUUCGCAGCAUGCCCUUAACCUUAAAAGGACUGGUGGACAGGAUAGCUGCUUAACAUUCCUUCCAAUCCCUGGAAGCAGCAGUGACUGUGGAGGAGGGAACUAGCAGGCCAGUGGUCGCAGGAAGAGAGGAGCAGAUACCAUCUGCCAUGUUGUGGGAGCAAGUGGCGAAAUGUGCAUCUCUGUUAAAGACAAGGGCCAGCUUUGAAUGGCAGCCCAAAAAUACUCUGAGCCCUUUCUGGUGCAUGUAGGAAUACCUGGGGUUAGGGGUGGGUUUUUUGUUUUGUUUUGGGAGUUGGGUUUUUUUUUACAUCUAUUUUGUAACAUCUUAGCUAGAACUUUGCAAAGUGGAUAUCGCUGUCUUUCCUUCUGUGUGCUGCUGUGAGUGCCUGAGAUGGAGGCCAGUUAGGUGCUUGUAAAAGGAUUUGGUCUCUUUCGUAAAUAGACUUGAUGGCCAGAGGCAGUCUGUCGAUCUAGAAUCUGGAGGAAGAUCUAACCCUAGUAAGGACAGAAGGAAGGGGAGAUGAGAUUAUAUACAGAGAACUUUGGGCUGAAAUAAAAGAUGAUUCAUCUGAGAGCAACUGAGGUGCCUGGUGUCUGCUUAUGAAGAGGGUUCUCCUCAGACAAGCAGGGAGAGAAAGAGAGGAGUUCCAGUCUGUAGCAUCAUGACAUCUGCAGGAAGAAGGAGCUGUUGAAGCAGGGGGAAUUCUACCUUGGAGGGGCAGAUUUUGUUGAAUGGCUCUUGCAUCACUCUGGCAGCCUUUGCAAACCUGGUGCCCUCCAGAUGUUUUGGAUUACAACCCCCAUCAGCCCCAGCCAGCACAGCUGCACAGCUUCUACACACUUAAGUACCAAAGUCAGUCUAGGUGAGCCUGUGAGGGGCAUAUAUAUACAAAUCAUUUAUUUAUUGCAUUUAUUAGUUGUUUUCAAAAAAAUUGACCCCAAGUGACUUAGAAAAAGAGACGACAUUAAAACCAAGUGUUAAACCCACAAUAAAAUUACAUUUUAAAAACACAUCAUAGAUAUAUGGGUGAUCUAACAUAACCCACCCCACUAAAGCUUUUUUUUAAGAAACAUUUUUAAAGAUGUUUUGUUUUAAUGUGUGUUAAAGUUUUUAGUGCUUUUUUUAUAAAUAAAUAAUAAAAGAUGAAGAAAAGGAAGCCCAAAAUAUUCUUAAUGAUUCUUCAAACUAAGGUCUGAAAACAUUUUUGCCUGGUGCCUGCAAUUAGAUAACGAAGGUUGCCAGGUGUGCCGCCCUGGGAAGAACAUUCCACAAAUGGGGAGCCACCACUGAAAAGGCCGCUUCUCAUGUCACCACCUUCUGCACUUCUCUGCAGGGGGUCAUGGAGGAAGGCCUCAGAUGAUGAACUCUCUCUCUCUCUCUCUUUUCCCCUUCCCCUCUCUUCCCCCCCCCCGUGUGUGUGAGAGAAAUUGAGAUGAGACUGAGACUAGAGGAAUAAUGCAUACAUUGCCAUUUUUCAGAAAUCCAAUUAUAAAGUUACAUUGUCCCCUGCAGGGUGAUUUUUCUCUCCUUCCCCGCCAUCCUAUGUUCAGUGGUUCUUGCUGUCAGAGUGUUAGGUAAAUCAAAACCUUACUGAACGCAGGACUCCAGAGAAGAUGAACUGAUUUCAGGGCAACCGCCACCAGUCUUUGGAGCAGUAUGAAAAAGAGAGAAAUCUAAGCAAAUUGGGGAUGUGAAGUGGCAGGUUUACUCAUUUACACUUAGAAGUCUUGCAGUUGUUUUUGCAUGAAAAGAGCCUGGCUGCUGGAUCAGGCCAAAGGAGGCCCAUUGAAUCCAGCAUCCUGUUCUUGCUGUGGCAGGCCAAAUGCCUCUUCGUGGAAUCCUGCAAGCAGGACCUGAGUGCAAUAGCAACUCCCCCCACUUGCUGUUUCCAGCAACUGGGGUUUCAAGGCAUACUGCCUCCAGCAGUAGAGGUAGCCAUUGAUAGCCUUAGCCUCCACUUACUGUCUAAUCCUCUUUUAAAGCCACCCAAAUUGGUGGCCAUCACUGCGUCUUGUGAGAGCAAGUUCCACAGGUUAGCUAUGUGCUGUGUGAAGAUGUCAUUUCUUUUGUCUCUCCUGAACCUUCCAACAUUCAGCUUUAUUGAUAUACUGCCUGGCCAGCCGUGUUUGUCGGAUGGGGUACAUCAGGGGUAGGAAACCUCAGGCCAAUCUCUCUCUCUUUCCGGUCCUUGGGCUUCUCCCAGGGCACACCCCUAACCAUCCCUCCUUCAUGCCUUCUGCACAUCCUUUUGCCUGGCUGGGAUACAUAUCUCUGGACUGUGAUAAUGCCUCUGGAUUGCCUGGGUGGAGAGAUGGGUGUGUGUGCACGUAGAAACCUCGGACUCUGUGGCUGUGAUGUAAGAGCCCAUCCAUUGCUCCAUUUUGUGCCUCUGGCUCCACGCAGCACACUGAUGUAUGGCUCUCAAAAGAUUGUCCACGAGGGAAUGUGCCCUCGGGCGAAAAGGUUUCCCACCCCUGCUAAACAUAAACAAUAAAAUACAG